This is a messenger RNA of Colletotrichum chrysophilum, 717 nucleotides long. RefSeq lists its product as uncharacterized. NCBI's taxonomy places the organism in Eukaryota, Fungi, Ascomycota, Sordariomycetes, Glomerellales, Glomerellaceae. The record is from RefSeq and is a predicted model, not a curated record. The transcript has a single exon. The coding region runs from base 1 to 717 and encodes 238 amino acids.
AUGUUGAACGCUUCCAUCUCCCACCGAAAGACACCGGGGAAAGACACCGCCCCCACCCAAACUGACACCCCCUUCUCCAACGACAUCACCAAAACCACCAUCCGCCAAGCCAACACCACCACCAAGAACCCGCGCCUCCAGCUCCCGAGUCCGCAGUGGUGGCUCCUCGCCAUCCCCUCCUUCCUCAUCUCCCUCCACGGCGCCCUCUUCUUCACGGGCCUCACCCCAGGCGACCCGCAAAUCAAAGCCCGCAUCCUCGCCUCCACGGGCGGCUGCGUCCACAUAUUCGGCUCCUUCAUCGCCAUGGGCCUUGGGCCGUUCCAGUUCCUCCCCUCACUGCGCCACGCGUACCCGGCCUUCCACAAGUGGCUCGGCUGGGUGUACGCCGCGGCCGUGGCGGCUGGCGGCGUGGCGGCGUUCUAUGUCACGUUCCACAGUCUCGCACUGCCAUGGGGGCGGGUGGGGUUUGCAGCCCUGGCAUGCGCGUGGCUGGAGACGCUGCGGAGGAGCAUUGUGGCGGUGAAGAGGGGUGAUGUGAAGGGGCAUAUGGGCUGGAUGACGAGGAACUUUGCGUGCACUUAUGCGGCGGUCAUGUUGAGGUGGCAGCUACCGUUAAUGAUUGUGGCCGGCAUGGAGGUGAAGUUUGCGCUGUCGAUUACGGGGUUCAUCUCUUGGAUUCCGAAUUUGAUUUUUGUUGAGUACUUCGUGUUGAGCUGA